UGGCGCGGGAGGCGCCGUUGGUUGGUUGGCGGGCGGCGGGCGGGGCGGGCCAUGGCCCUGCUGCUGUGCCUAGGCCUGACCGCGGCGCUGGCCCGCGGCUGCCUACACUGCCACGGUAACUUCUCCGAGAAGUUCUCCUUCUACCGCCAACACGUGAACCUCAAGUCCUGGUGGGUGGGCGACAUCCCCGUGUCGGGCUCGCUGCUCAGCGACUGGAGUGAGGACACGAUGAAGGAGCUGCACCUGGCUAUCCCCGCGGAGAUCACCCAGGAGAAGCUGGACCAAGUGGCGAACGCCGUGUACCAGAAGAUGGAUCAGCUGUACCAGGGGAAGAUGUAUUUCCCCGGGUAUUUCCCCAACAAGCUGCGAGCCAUCUUCCAGGAGCAGGUGCACCUCAUCCAGAAUGCCAUCAUCCAAAGCCGCAUUGACUGUCAGCGUCACUGUGGCAUCUUCCAGUACAAGACCAUCUCCUGUGACAACUGCACGGACUCGCAUGUCGUCUGCUUUGGCUACAACUGCGAGUCAUCGGCACAGUGGGAAAAAGCUGUGCAGGGCCUCCUCCUGUACAUAAAUAAGUGGCACAAACAGGACACCAACACCAGAGCCACGCCAGCCUUUCUGAUAUCACCAGGCUUCACAUGUCUCGAGCCCCCACACUUGGCCAACUUGACUCUGGAAAGUGCUUCCGAGUGCCUGACACAGCACGGACCGCCGCCGGGCUCACCAGGCCGGCCCCAGCCUUGAGGCGGGGCCAGGGCUCAGCUGGACUGACCCAGCCUGACCCCACGGAGCAGGGGCAGGCCCGCUGCCACCUGAGCGCCUGCGGUGCCACCAGCCUGGGGCCGCGGCUGGGAGGGGUGCGUGGCUUUGUAUGGCCGGGUGGGGCCACAGACCACCCAGAUGCAAUGAUUAAAUGUCCCUGAGGUUUCUCAUCA
This is a messenger RNA of Suricata suricatta (meerkat), 935 nucleotides long. RefSeq names its product IZUMO family member 4 (gene IZUMO4). The coding region runs from base 52 to 744 and encodes 230 amino acids. The transcript has 10 exons. The record is from RefSeq and is a predicted model, not a curated record. Lineage: Eukaryota; Metazoa; Chordata; Mammalia; Carnivora; Herpestidae. Gene Ontology annotation, cellular component: nucleus.